AUGGGCUGCGCCAUGAGCACCACCGGCGAGAAGGAGGCCGCCGAGCGGUCCAAGAAGAUCGACAAGGACCUCCGCGCUGAUGGCGAGCGGACCGCCAGCGAGGUCAAGCUCCUGCUGCUCGGUGCUGGCGAGUCUGGCAAAUCCACGAUAGUGAAACAAAUGAAAAUCAUUCACGAGACGGGCUACAGUAGAGAGGAAUGUGAACAAUACACGAAAGUAGUAUACAGCAAUACAAUACAGAGUCUAAUGACGAUAAUCAGAGCUAUGGGGGAGCUUAGGAUCGAUUUUGCUGAUCCUAAUAAAGCGGAUAUGGCGCGACAAUUUUUCACCCUCGCAUCGGCGGCAGAGGAAGGUGAACUAACUGGGGAACUAGCGCUAUUAAUGAAGCGAUUAUGGCAGGACGCGGGUGUCCAGCUCUGUUUCACGCGUAACAGAGAAUACCUGCUCAACGAUUCGGCAGCGUAUUACCUUAAUGCACUUGAUCGCAUAGCGCAACACAAUUACAUCCCGACACAGCAGGAUGUUUUGCGAACGCGCGUCAAAACCACAGGAAUCGUGGAGACGCAUUUCUCCUUCAAGGGUUUACACUUCAAAAUGUUUGAUGUUGGUGGUCAACGGUCCGAGAGAAAAAAGUGGAUACACUGUUUCGAGGGGGUCACUGCAAUCAUCUUCUGCGUCGCUCUGAGUGGUUAUGAUCUAGUGCUAGCAGAGGAUGAGGAAAUGAAUCGUAUGAUAGAAUCGAUGAAAUUGUUCGAUUCGAUUUGCAAUAGCAAAUGGUUCGUCGAAACAUCGAUUAUACUAUUUCUGAACAAAAAGGACCUAUUCGAGGAGAAGAUUACCAAAAGUCCGCUCACUAUCUGCUUCCCGGAGUACAAAGGUGCCAACACUUACGAAGAAUGCGCCUCUUAUAUUCAAAUGAAAUUCGAGAAUCUGAAUAAGAGAAAGGAUCAGAAACAGAUCUACACGCAUUUCACGUGCGCCACAGAUACGUCCAAUAUACAAUUUGUGUUUGAUGCUGUAACAGACGUGAUAAUCAAGAACAACUUGAGUAAUUGUGGUUUAUUAAGCUAAGUAUUCAAAUAUAUUUGAUCAGAGAAAACUAUUGGGAAACACAAAGUAUACAUCUCAAUACAUGUUGACGAUUCGUAGAUCUUUGUCACAGGGAAAAGAAAAAGAGACUGAUCAAAAAUUCUAAAAAAUAUACCACGUAUUGUUUAUGUUUAAACACGAAUACAUAUUCAAUCAUUCGAUGAUUUAUUCACAUAUUAGGCUCUUGAAAUAUUCUAUUGCAGUGUGACGUAACUUUUUUAUUCUAUUUUAGUUUUUAAUGAAUUGUUCUUUGUACAAAAUUCGUAAAUUUGUCGAGAUUUCUAAUAUGAAUAUGCUAUUUUUUAACUUAUUGGGUUCUAUUUUCGGUGAUUAGAUUAACAAAAUAUUCUCAUAUCACGAACAAAUUAUUCACAAUACUCGCGAAUCAAAUGAUAAAGCAUUUCACAUUAUUGCUAAGAAUAUUUGUUUUUAUCUACUAUUUAUAUUUUUAGGAAAUUUAGUAUUUUUGUGCAUUGACAUCAUUAAUUAAUCAUACUUUUUAAAAAAUUUUUAA
Molecule: messenger RNA, 1603 nt
Organism: Camponotus floridanus (Florida carpenter ant)
Lineage: Eukaryota; Metazoa; Arthropoda; Insecta; Hymenoptera; Formicidae
Gene: Galphai
Product: guanine nucleotide-binding protein G(i) subunit alpha
Exons: 4
Coding region: 1-1071 (356 amino acids)
Biological process (GO): adenylate cyclase-modulating G protein-coupled receptor signaling pathway
Cellular component (GO): heterotrimeric G-protein complex
Molecular function (GO): GTP binding; G protein-coupled receptor binding; GTPase activity
Source: RefSeq, a predicted model, not a curated record